Molecule: messenger RNA, 906 nt
Organism: Pistacia vera
Lineage: Eukaryota; Viridiplantae; Streptophyta; Magnoliopsida; Sapindales; Anacardiaceae
Product: 21.7 kDa class VI heat shock protein
Exons: 2
Coding region: 261-854 (197 amino acids)
Source: RefSeq, a predicted model, not a curated record
UAGCCAGAUGGCAUGGAAGUAUUGCUAAUCUGCAUGCCAUAAUUCAUUUUGGCUAUGAGAAAGGCCUAGAAGAAAAAUAUUCUUUUUUUACUUUAUAGCCCUCUAAAUAUUCCAAGAGAAUUUGUCUAAUGCUUUUAACUAAAGGCUUUUUCUUCAGCACUAUAAGAACCAACACAGCCACAGAAUUCUUUCCAGGAAAGUCAAGGUGUUUCUCCUUUUUUUUUUUUUUUUUUUUAGUUUUGUGGUGUGUCUAGCCUGGAAUGACUAGUUGCAUUAAGCUUGAAGUUCAUACAGAAGAUCAUACUCCACAUAAAUGGUGUGUUGCAUUACGUGAAGGUGUGUUCAACAAUUUCCUGUCACAGGGAAAUCCAACUGUGCAUAAGGUAUUCGGUGAUGGCUCUCUGUUCAGUCCAUUGUUGUUCGGAAAAUUCUUUGACCCUUCUGACGCCUUUCCUCUCUGGGAAUUUGAGUCAGAUAUCUUGUUAGCUCAUCUCCGGAGCACCGGCCAGACUACCGUUGAUUGGUUUCAAACUGACCAAGCUUAUGUACUCAAAGCAGAACUACCAGGAGUUGGGAAAAAUCAUCAAGUGUUUGUGGAAAGUGGGAAGAUUGUGGAGAUAAGUGGGCAAUAUAAGCAGCAAAGAGAGUCGAAGACGAAGGAUUGGAGAAGUGAGAAUUGGUGGGAAUAUGGACAUGUGAGGAGGCUUGAGCUGCCAGAAGAUUCAGAUUGGAGAAAAUUAGAAGCAUAUGUGAGUAACGACAUACUUCUAGAGAUUAGAAUCCCCAGGAACCCUUCAGGUUGUGACGCUUCCCAAGGAAAUACUGGACAAGCCAAAAAUUCUGAAUCCAUGUAAUUAUCAGAUGGGUAAUACAAUACUUCUAAUUAAGAAAUUUUCAAGUUUUACA